AUGGACCGGAGGAGCGAUCUGCAGGUGCAACAGCAGAACAACAGCAGCAGCAGCAGCAGCAGGGGGCGCAGCAACGAACCGCAGCAGCAGCAGCAGCAGCAGCAGCAGCGCAGCUGGAGCAGGCGGGCGGCCUGUGGGGAGCUGAUCUCUCAGCAGCAUCAGCAACAGGUGGUGGUGGCUGACGGGGAUGAUCUCAGGCAGCAGCAGCAGCGGCAACAGCAGGUGGUAGGAUCAGGGGUAGCGAUCUGCAGGCGCAGCCCAGAGCGGUGGCAGACUGUGGGAAGCGAUGACCAACAAAAGCAGCAACAGCAACAACAGCAGCAGCCGUGUAGUGACGGGGAGCGGUUCUCAGGUGCAGUGGCGCAGGAGGUGAUGGUGACUGUGGGAGGUGACUCAUGCGUGCAGCAAUGCAGGAGGAACUGGGGAAUUGAUGUCAGGCAGCAGCAGCAGCAG
Molecule: messenger RNA, 453 nt
Organism: Homarus americanus (American lobster)
Lineage: Eukaryota; Metazoa; Arthropoda; Malacostraca; Decapoda; Nephropidae
Product: splicing factor 3B subunit 4-like
Exons: 2
Source: RefSeq, a predicted model, not a curated record